AUGCCACGAUCGCCUUCACCUUACGGUGGUCAACGACGCCGUAGGACCGAAGUCUCUCCGCCGGACUACAUGGAUGAGUUCGGUGGUAGACACCACCAACCAGCUCGCGACCGCCCGCGCCGCCCACGGUUCGAAGACGGUCGUGAAGCAGACCGAGGAGGUAUGCGAGGUGCCUUUGACGCUGUCAAGAACUUCAUCUCAGAGAGUACAGAGGAUCGUCCUCGUCGCACAAAGUCGUACCGCGACCCCCGCCCGCGACCCCCUCCAUCCGACGAUGAUUCAGGCAGUCCUCCGCCUCGCAGACGACGAGACUCUCCUCCACGCACGAAACCUCGCGCACCUGAAGCACCUCCUGCGUACAAUGAUUACGAUGAUCCCAAUAAGCCUCAGCGUCAACGACGGCCACGAGCUGAGGACUACUACUCGGAUAGUCGGCACGAUAGACCCAGGCGCGAUGAACAUGACGAAAGGCCUCGGCGAAGGGACGCAUACGAUGAGCGUUCCCGCCGACGGGACUACGAUGAGCGUUACGACGACAGACCGCGUAGGAGAGAUCCCUACGAAGAGCGGUACGAUGACCGGCCUCGUCGACGAGAAGACUACAAUGAUGACAGACCUCGCCGCGACCGGGAUCCUCGCUACGACGAUCGACUUCUCAGGGACGUGCGAGAUGAUCGAAUGAGGGAUAGACCUCGUUCCAGGAAGGACGCGCCUGAGUGGCAGAGACAGGCGAAGGACAUGUUUUAUGCGCAUGCGCUACCAGUCAUCAAGAAGGAGGGUCCAAAGUUGAUCGCGAAAUAUGCGGGCGGUUUUCUGGCCAAACAGGGUGGGUCAGGAAGAUAA
Didymosphaeria variabile is the source of this 843-nucleotide messenger RNA. RefSeq lists its product as uncharacterized. The record is from RefSeq and is a predicted model, not a curated record. Lineage: Eukaryota; Fungi; Ascomycota; Dothideomycetes; Pleosporales; Didymosphaeriaceae. The coding region runs from base 1 to 843 and encodes 280 amino acids. The transcript has a single exon.